AUGCUCCCAAACUCACCGCACUUGGGCGCAGGCUUCUCAUCGACAGUCACAUCCCCUGCAUCUGCCACCUUCCAGCCCAGUUCGACCUACUAUCCCACAUCCACACCAAUCGCAACUUCCAGCUUCCGAAGACUGAUAUGGGAAGGCACAAUCCCGAUUUGCGUCUCGAUAGAUCCAGCAGAUCUUCCGCCAGGCUCGGACACUACCAUCGACUCGACGUAUCUUGUAGUGCCACGCAUCAGCUACCUUCCACUCAUCGUGGCUGAGGUCAGGAAGAACCUACUAGAGCUGGUGCUGGAGCAGCCUGCAUUGACCGCGCUCAACGACAAAGAGCUUUGGUUCGAGUACGAAGGCCAACCGCUGCGAUGGCACUGGCAGAUCGGUCUGCUCUACGACUAUCACACCCCAAAUGCCGCUCGCACGACCAUCGCUUAUCAAGCAGCGUCGACGACGACAACCGGGCUAGGGUCCUUGCGCCCCGAAGACCCACAUUCGACUCAGAGUCGUUCAGAUAGUGGCAUUCUGCCUGCGGCGCAACCAACAAAGCUCCCAUGGAACAUCCGACUGCGGCUGUCGAAACCACCCGUCGACCGUCUUCACAGCAAUUCGGGCUUGGAGUCGUGCAAGGCGUCGUUCAUGUCGAUGAUCAAGGAAGCCGACUUUGUGCGCUACGGAUCGACCAAGAAGGUGGUCAACUUGCGCAAACAGGAGCAAGACACACUCUGGGAUGGCGUCACCUCGCACGACUACGACCUCUUUUGGAGCAUCGCCAACAAGCUUGUGCCCAACUCGCGGAACUCGACGUUCGAGAUCGGUAGUGCAGCAACAGUUCGCUCACCGAUCACGGCUCGCACACUGUCCCUCAACAUUGGUGCGGGAGAAGAGCGCACGCCUCCCAUGGUGCAGCGCAGCCUCACCAACCAGCCGAAUGAAUCGCAGGCGAGUCUUGCACCGAGCACGGUGUCGACGAUCACCAGCACCUCUUCCGAUGCGCCGUCCGCCACCAGCGGCACAGCCACCCCAACCACAGGCAAUGCAGUACGCAGCAUACCCAUCCGCAUCUUCCUGCCAGACAACGCGCCCAUCGUACAGGAGCCCGCCCCACCCAUGCUGGACGAUGGCAGACCCAACACCCUAGGCGCUGUACUGUCGGCUCUAUUCCCACUGCUCUUUCCGCCUCCACCGAGCUUCAGCAGCUUUGUUUCGCAGGCGCCACCGCUAGCCUUCGCGUUGGUGCAGGGCGUGAGGAUGCCGCUGGACACGGAGAUCGCUUGGUUGGGAAGCGCGCUUGUUGGGCCAGAUGGCUGGGUAGCCGUUGUCAUCGGGCUGGUGAGCUAA
Messenger RNA from Kalmanozyma brasiliensis GHG001, 1338 nucleotides. RefSeq names its product Autophagy-related protein 5. The record is from RefSeq and is a predicted model, not a curated record. The transcript has a single exon. Lineage: Eukaryota; Fungi; Basidiomycota; Ustilaginomycetes; Ustilaginales. Gene Ontology annotation, cellular component: cytoplasm; phagophore assembly site membrane; Atg12-Atg5-Atg16 complex. Bases 1 to 1338 code for a protein of 445 amino acids. Gene Ontology annotation, biological process: C-terminal protein lipidation; nucleophagy; autophagosome assembly.